AUGAGCCUAAGCGAUACAAAAGGGAAACUAUCUAAAGAUAAACUAGCAGAAGCACUUCGACGCAAAUUGGACAUAGGACAAGCGAACCCAUAUUUUCUACUUGCUUUGCCAAUAGCUUCUAAAAAAAAAUCAAAAUAUUUAAAUAAGCUUCACAAUUUGGCAGCUAGCUCAAGACAAUUGAAUCAAGAAUCAAAAGCAGUCCUUGAAUUAGGGCCUGAAAUAAUUGACAUUAUGUAUUAUGAAGUAGAUGAAGAAGAAAUUGAGAUAUCAUAUUUGGAUAGAUUAAUUCGUGUAAUUUCCGCUACCACGGUACAUCCUUUAGCGUAA
Funneliformis caledonium is the source of this 327-nucleotide messenger RNA. NCBI's taxonomy places the organism in Eukaryota, Fungi, Glomeromycota, Glomeromycetes, Glomerales, Glomeraceae. The record is from the annotation of a GenBank genome assembly.